UAAAGAGAAAGAGAUAAAAGGGUUAAAGCAGAGGGAGAAAGAAAGAAAGAAAGGAGGAAGGAUACAAACAUUUGUUUGUGGGGGAGGGAGGGAGUGGGGGACUGUUUCUCUUAAUAACAACACUCUUUUUGCCCACACUCUAGAGAGCGGUUGGCUUUCCCUUCUUUUGCAGAUUUGGAUUUGGUGGUGUUAGUGGCUUCCUUUCUCAUCACUAUUUUCAUGCCUAUAAUUCUGUCCUUUUAACUGGUUUUGUGUGAAGAAGGAAAAGAUGGCGGAGGAGGGGGAGAAAGCUGAAGUUUUGGAGGCAGUGUUGAAGGAAACUGUGGAUUUGGAGAACAUUCCCAUUGAAGAAGUGUUUGAGAAUCUGAGAUGUAGCAGGGAUGGUCUCACAACUCAGGCUGCCGAUGAGAGGCUUGCCAUUUUUGGCCACAAUAAACUUGAGGAGAAAAAGGAGAGCAAAUUCCUCAAGUUCCUGGGGUUUAUGUGGAAUCCUUUGUCAUGGGUUAUGGAGGCAGCUGCAAUCAUGGCUAUCGCUCUUGCUAAUGGAGGAGGAAAGCCCCCGGAUUGGCAAGAUUUCGUUGGUAUUAUCACGCUGUUGGUGAUCAACUCGACUAUCAGUUUUGUUGAAGAGAACAAUGCUGGUAAUGCGGCAGCGGCUCUCAUGGCUAGUCUAGCCCCCAAAGCCAAGGUGCUUCGAGAUGGGAAGUGGAGCGAACAAGAUGCUGCAAUUUUGGUUCCUGGUGAUAUCAUCAGUAUCAAACUUGGAGACAUCAUUCCAGCUGAUGCUCGACUACUAGAAGGAGAUCCUCUCAAAAUCGACCAGUCUGCUCUCACUGGGGAGUCUCUUCCUGUGACAAAAGGUCCUGGAGAUGGUAUAUAUUCUGGUUCCACCUGCAAACAAGGAGAAAUUGAAGCUGUGGUUAUUGCCACCGGUGUUCAUACCUUCUUUGGUAAAGCAGCACAUCUAGUGGACACAACUAACCAAGUUGGACACUUCCAAAAGGUUUUGACAGCAAUUGGGAACUUCUGCAUUUGCUCGAUUGCCGUUGGAAUGAUUGUGGAGAUUAUUGUCAUGUACCCCAUCCAAGAUAGGCAAUAUCGUCCUGGGAUUGACAAUCUUCUUGUGCUUCUGAUUGGAGGAAUACCAAUAGCUAUGCCUACAGUCUUGUCCGUAACUAUGGCCAUUGGUGCUCAUAGACUAGCUCAGCAGGGAGCCAUCACAAAGAGAAUGACUGCAAUCGAAGAGAUGGCAGGCAUGGAUGUGCUUUGCAGUGAUAAGACUGGAACAUUGACUUUGAACAAACUGACGGUUGACAAGAAUCUUAUUGAGGUGUUUGCAAAGGGAAUUGAUGCAGAUACUGUGGUCUUGAUGGCUGCUCGAGCCUCGAGAACAGAGAACCAAGAUGCAAUCGAUGCAGCCAUAGUCAAUAUGCUGGCUGAUCCAAAGGAGGCACGAGCUGGAGUUCAGGAGCUUCAUUUUCUCCCCUUCAAUCCUACUGACAAGCGGACUGCUUUGACAUAUUUGGACGGUAAUGGUAAAAUGCACAGAGUCAGCAAAGGAGCACCAGAGCAGAUUCUGCAUCUUGCACACAAUAAGUCAGAAAUUGAACGAAGAGUGCAUGCUGUGAUCGACAAGUUUGCUGAACGAGGCUUAAGGUCUCUUGCUGUGGCAUAUCAGGAAGUUCCUGAAUGCAGAAAAGAAAGUCCUGGAGGCCCAUGGCAAUUCAUUGCUCUCAUGCCCCUCUUUGAUCCACCCAGGCAUGAUAGUGCAGAGACUAUAAGGAGGGCUCUCAAUCUUGGUGUCAAUGUCAAAAUGAUUACAGGUGAUCAGCUGGCAAUAGGAAAGGAAACUGGGCGCCGUUUGGGAAUGGGAACUAACAUGUAUCCUUCAUCUGCAUUGCUCGGACAAACAAAAGAUGAGUCUAUUGCUGCUUUACCAGUGGAUGACCUGAUUGAAAAAGCUGAUGGUUUUGCCGGAGUCUUCCCAGAGCACAAAUAUGAGAUAGUCAAGAGGUUGCAAGCUAGGAAACACAUUUGUGGGAUGACUGGUGAUGGAGUCAAUGACGCUCCUGCUCUCAAAAAGGCUGACAUUGGUAUUGCUGUUGCUGAUGCGACUGAUGCUGCCCGUAGUGCUUCUGAUAUAGUUCUUACUGAACCGGGUCUUAGUGUCAUCAUUAGUGCUGUCUUGACAAGUCGAGCUAUCUUUCAGAGGAUGAAAAACUACACAAUCUAUGCGGUAUCCAUAACCAUACGUAUAGUGCUUGGUUUCAUGCUACUGGCUCUGAUAUGGAAGUUUGAUUUCCCCCCUUUCAUGGUUCUAAUCAUUGCCAUUCUCAAUGAUGGUACAAUUAUGACUAUAUCGAAGGAUAGGGUGAAACCAUCUCCACUUCCGGACAGUUGGAAACUGGCUGAGAUAUUCACCACUGGUGUCGUUCUAGGUAGUUACCUUGCGAUGAUGACGGUUAUCUUCUUCUGGGCUGCAUACAAAACUGACUUCUUCCCGAGGACAUUUGGAGUUUCCACCCUGGAGAAAACUGCACACGAUGACUUCCGAAAACUCGCCUCAGCAAUUUACUUGCAAGUCAGCACCAUCAGUCAAGCCCUCAUCUUUGUAACACGGUCCAGGAGCUGGUCCUUUGUGGAACGCCCGGGCGUCUUGCUGGUUGUGGCUUUCAUCAUUGCUCAGCUGAUUGCUACACUGAUAGCAGUUUAUGCAAGCUGGAGCUUCGCUGCUAUCGAAGGAAUAGGUUGGGGGUGGGCUGGCGUGAUUUGGCUCUACAACAUCAUAUUCUAUCUCCCACUCGACCCGAUCAAGUUCUUCAUCCGCUACGCUCUCAGUGGAAGGGCCUGGGAUCUUGUCAUCGAGCAAAGGAUUGCUUUCACAAGACAAAAGGAUUUCGGCAAGGAACAGAGAGAGCUUCAGUGGGCCCAUGCACAGAGAACACUCCAUGGAUUGCAGGCACCUGAUACCAAGAUGUUCACCGAGCGUACCCAUUUCACCGAGCUCAACAACAUGGCUGAAGAAGCCAAGAGGAGAGCUGAAAUUGCAAGGCUGAGGGAGCUCCAUACGCUGAAGGGUCACGUUGAAUCGGUGGUGAGACUGAAGGGACUCGACAUAGAGACCAUUCAACAGGCUUACACCGUCUGAAUGUCCUUCAUCGACAUACUUUCCGAAGAAUACUAGUGAGGGAAUGCAGAAAAUAGAAUGAGAGGGAAUGGGUGGAGGACAAUGUUGUGCGCCGUGAAAUCGCAAUAUGCUCUACUCGAAAGACAACCUUUGUUCGUUUUAGUUUUUUUACAUUUUGCCAAUAGUCAUGUCUAUAUAUAAGUGUCAAUGUUAAUUGUUGCUGAAGAAGGAUGUUACUGCUUUUCUGUUGAGCAUUAUCAUGAUGUACAAACUCAGGUGAUAGAUUUCGCGACAUCAUCGGUCGUUGCUCAUGCGUCUCUUUUCUCUCUGCUGCAUUGUUGAAAAGAGGUCCUCUGUAGAUUCUGUUAUGCAACACUGGCCUGUAUCAGGGCUCCAAUCAUGUUUAGUUGAGUAGCCUGAACUUACGUGGUACGAGGGUAAAUAACCGAGCUCCUGAUGAUGAUAGGCUGCGUGUUGAUAAUUCGUUUUCGGCCUAGAUAAGUUCAAAUGACCAAAACUGAAGCGAGGAGAUGAAGAAAUGCUAGUCUGUCAUUC
Molecule: messenger RNA, 3682 nt
Organism: Linum tenue
Lineage: Eukaryota; Viridiplantae; Streptophyta; Magnoliopsida; Malpighiales; Linaceae
Source: the annotation of a GenBank genome assembly